GGAGAGUCUCCAGCACCUAGGGAGCCCGGCGCUGAAGAAAGGUAAGUGUUUAACCCCUUCUUCUCCAUCCAGCCCGGCGGGAGUGGGACCCUGAGGGUGGGGGCACCCUCAGGGCACUAUAGUGCCAGGAUAACGAGUAUGUUUUCCUGGCACUAUAGUGGUCCUUUAAGAAGGCGUCUUGUGGGUGAUAUUCUUGAUAUGCAAGAUAGUAUGACCCACCAAAGUAUUGUGGCAUAAUUUACCUCUACCGAGCCACCCAAACCUUCUUCUACCUCUGGCUUCGUAUUUGACUCGUGAUUUCUGGUAUCCUGACCUCAGCUUCAUAUUUGACUUGUGAUUUCUGGUAUCCUGACCCUGCUUUCUCUUUACCCUGUUUCUUGUUGUAUUAAUACGUUAAGUCCUCGGUAAUAUGUCUUACGGAUCCACCUUUUGUCGGUUUCCUCUUUCCCGCGUGUUGGGUUAUUACUCCCGUGAAAAGUAUAAAGGUAAAGGUGCCUUUAAUGGAUUAUUAUUAUUAGGAGGACUCACUGGUUAAAACAAGCGACUAAUAUGUGUAAGGGAUUGAUACCCAUAAUAUGGGGGACGCUGGUAGUUUCCAGUACUGAAGGGGUCCCACCCCUAUAGAAUACCAUGAGGCAAGUGGUUAGGAUAGGAUAUAUGGGGGCUCACCCCAAGUAUAGCAGGGGGCUCACCCUUGUGCACAGUUGCACAAGGCAGACUGCACCAUCGGGCACCCUAUAUGCAAGUAAAAUUCUACAUGUAAGUUUGGUAAACUGUAAUUAUAACUGUAAAGUAGACAGAGCACAAAGAAAUCCUUUCUAUGUAGUAAUAAAGGAAAGCAGCCGAGAGAGAUCCUGCAGUAGUUGUAUGCAGUGUAGCAGUGGAUCCAGGAGUGCAGGCAGAUCAGUAAGUCAGUGUAACAGGAGGAUUCCUUGUGUUGCCAGGCAAAUUUUGGAGCAGUGUGACAGUCUUAUAGUGUGUCCUGGUACAGAUUCGUUAUUCGAAUGGACUAGAACAAGAAACAAAAUGGCCACCGUGAAUCUUGCAAGAUUCAAGAUGGCCACCACGCGCGUGGACCUGGCGGGAACAACUCCCAAAGUUGAGAGAGUGCCUCGAGCACGGUGCUGUCUGCCACGGCACAAGGCAAAGCAAAUACAGAAAUAAAUAUAGGAAGUAAAAUCCAGUGCAAGCAAAUACAAAGAAAAUACAGGGAGUAAACUCCAGGGGCCUAAUGGCAAACUAAGGGUAGAGAAACUUGAGGGCCUUAAAGGACCACUAUAGGCACUCAGACCAUUUCAGCUUAAUGAAGUGGUCUGGGUGCCAGGUCCAGCUAGGGUUAACCCUUUUUUUUAAUAAACAUAGCAGUUUCAGAGAAACUGCUAUGUUUAUAUUAGGGUUAAUCCAGCCUCCAGUGGCUCUCUUGACAGCCGCUAGAGGCGCUUGCGUGCUUCUCACUGUGAUUUUCACAGUGAGGAGACGCCAGCGUCCGUAGGAAAGCAUUGAGAAUGCUUUCCUAUGGACUGGCUGAAUGCGCGUGCGGCUCUUGCCGCACAUGUGCAUUCAGCCGAUGACGUCGCUAUGGAGGAGGAGAGCUCCCCGCUCGGCGCUGGAGAAAGAGGUAAGUUUAACCCCUUCCUCUCCCCAGAGCCCGGCGGGAGGGGGCCCUGAGGGUGAGGGCACCCUCAGGGCACUAUAGUGCCAGGAAAACGUGUAUGUUUUCCUGGCACUAUAGUGGUCCUUUAAGGCUAGGAAGAACUGUGGGGAUGACAGGUGGCAGGGCAUCAUAGAGUAUAGGAAACACCAUGAAAGAGAUAUCAGUGUAAAUAGAAGUAAACAUGAAUCAUACAGAAAACAGAAGGAGCAAAUACUCUGACCUGUGCACCGCAUGAGCAGCAAAGAAAGAGGAGGAGUUUGACUGUCAGGGCCUUAUAUAGAGAAUGUCACUUUGUUUUCAUUGGUUGAUUCUAUGAUUGAUCUGUGCUGCUGGAGUAUUGAUUAAAUAGGCUAUAUCAGAAGCAGAGAGUAGGCCUACCCAAUAAUUCCCACAACAAGCUCCCACCUCACAUCCAAUCUAAUCUCUGUGAAGCACUUUGGGUAAUGGUGCUACAUAGGAAUUGUUAAAUAAAUACUGUAUUUGCGGCUAAAAAUCAAAAUAUGAGACUGAUGUACCUUUACCUGUGCCAACAAAUCUGGCAGUUAAUCAUGGUUACCCAGAGCCAACACAGCCUCCCCCAGGUCACUUUUCAUCCUCUUGGGGUCUACAGCCAUUGUAAAUUCUGCAAUAAAAUUCCAGCAUUUAUAUUCUCAUUGGCUCUAACCAAUAAUGACAUUCCUCCCCAUCCCCCCCGGAACUCAAAUGCCUCGGAACUGAAAGCUAUGCGCCGUGUUUUCCAUCGGAGGGACCUAAGUAGCCGAACAGGAAGUUAAUGCGUAGCUCCACGUGAGUACUGAAGUGGAGACUGCGAUCGGCCAACAUGGGGAAAGACAGGGUAAGUCAUUUGUUUAUUAAAAGCAAUAGAAACGUGUGAAUGUACAAAGGAGGAGAAUUUUGUGUUGGGAAAUGAAUACAAGAAAGUACACGUGGGGAAAAUAAGCUGCAAGCAUAGGCGAGGGAGAGAUAUUCACAGAUCAGAGCUACUGUCAGCCCCUUGUGCUCUUAUAAAAAUCUGAACAGAUAUUGAAGUAACCUUUACAAGUCCAUUUAAAGGCUUCUGAGGCUAGAUGACAAUCUAGAAGAAAGACCAUGUGUUUCUGAAUUACCGUUAAAAUCAAUUUUCUUGCAAAAAAACCAUUAUUAUUAUUAUUAUUAUUAUUAUUAUUAUUGCCAUUUUAUAUAGCGCCAACCGAUUCCGUAGCGCUUUACAAUAUUAUGGGGGGGGGGGGAGGUUUUAACUAUACAUAGGACAAUUACAAAAAACUUACGGGAACAAUAGGUUGAAGAGGACCCUGCUCAAACGAGAUUAUGUUCUAUAGGAGGUGGGGUGUACAACACAUUAGGACAGGACAUAUUAGUGUGAAGCUAUUGAUAAAGUGGUUAUCACUUAACCAGCAUUUCAUGCAGCACUUCUUAACAACUGUGUAAAAUAUUUGGUAAAUUUCAUGACUGACGUUUGUGUUUUGGAUUUAACAUCAUGCUUACCGAAAUAUACUUUUAUUGUAUGGUAUAGCGUUGGCCCGUUAACAGUUUUACUAAAUUGAUUAUAGAAUGACAAAUCUUUUGGGACUGUUUACACAUUUUAAGGGGCCAAUAACCAGGAGAGAGAGGGGAGGGGUGGGGGAGGUUUGCAUUGCAAUAUGCAUUAAUCUCUUAAAUUAUCUGAAUACUUUACCUAGACUAAAAACCAAAAAAAGUUGAAGGCAACAGCAAAACACAAUGCAGAAGAAACCUAUACGGCUGUUCCCCACUCCUUUGUCUUCCAUCGUGGACAAGUUGGAAAAAACGUGCAACAACUGAUCCUGGAUCUCAGGCGGGCGAUGGAACCCUUUACUGCUACCUCGCUUAAGGUAAUAAUGCUCUGCUUCCACUGUAUGUCUUGGAUAACGGUAGAAGAUUAGUGAUAUGGGCAUGGAACUGUUUUGUUGCACAGUCAUAUUUUUUCCCUUCACGUAACAAAAGUGCAGGUUUAAAAAAAAAAAAAACAACAAAAAUAAAACCCUCUUUCAUCAUUAGGAGACCCAGGUAUCAAUAGAUACUCGGGCUCACCUCUGGCAGUUAGAGCUGCAUUUAGGGGCCCCAGGCUGACCGAUGAGCUAUUUUCAGUGCUCAAAAUUAGUGCUUACUGCUCCAAAUUCCAUAAAUAUCCCUUUAUUAUCUAAUGAGCAGAAUAGAGUUUAACAAUUAUUUUAAUUUGCAGGUUAUAAUGCCAACUCUCUUAAACUUGAUGUAACUUAUAGGAAUAUCAAAAUUGAGUUCUGAUUUUGGUUUUGGUUUAACAGGUUCGAAAGAAGAAUACUUUGAAAGACUUUAUUGCUGUAGCAGGACCCCUAGGAGUGACCCAUUUCCUCAUCUUCAGCAAGACAACCGAAAAUGUCAAUUUUGUAAGUGAUGUAAUUAAAACGUUUUGUAAACAAUAUUCAGUCUCGUACAUAAGGUAAAAGUUUUCCAACACAAUCUGCUCUGUUAUAAACCAGAACAUAUUUGAAACAUAGCUGAUUACUAUGGUAAUUUUUGUAUUUUCUUCUCCAGAAAUUUGUACGUUUGCCCCGUGGACCAACAUUGAAUUUCAAAGUUACAGAGGUGUGUAAAUCUGAUCGGAUUUGUAUUGCUUUUCAUAAAAAAAAAAAAAAAUGCCUUACCUUCCAGUCAAACCUAAAAAUAGCACAACAUUGCCCUCUUCCUCAACAUGUCACUUGUCCCUUUCUCCACAUGGCUUGUGACAUGGAGAGUGCUAAUAGCAUGUCACUGUCUAGUUUCUCUUUAGGGCAGUGGCAAAAGUGCAAGUUAGAGUCCUAAUCUGUGUAUCCAAUCUUCUCAGUAGUCUCUGUUUUUGAUGCCAAAUUCAGUCAUUCAGUGCCCACCCUUGCGUUCCUUUGUUCCCUCCAUACUCUAUGGUAAAAUACACCUUCAUUUUAAUCUAAUUUUAUUAUUUCAGUUCUAUUUAGGAAAAAAACAUUGCCUCUCAAUAAUCCUACCUACCAUCUUCCUUUCAGUGCUCCUUGACACAAGAUGUGGCCUUUCAACAAUAAUCCCACCUACUUUCUUUCUUUUAGUACUCCUUGGUAAAGGAUGUGGUGUCUUCUCUGAAGAAACAUCGAAUGCAUGAGCAGCAGUUCACCCACCCUCCCUUACUUGUACUCAAUAACUUUGGCAACCAGGGUAUGCAGGUCAAGCUGAUGGCCACCAUGUUCCAGAACAUGUUUCCCUCAAUUAAUGUUCACAAGGUGAGCGCACGUUUGUUGGGUUUACAUUGGCCUAUAUCGUACCAAUAAAAGUCAAAAUGUUAAUUUUGGCUGGAUUAGUUAAGACAUGUCUCAUAAACACAUCAUUCCACACGUCAUCAAAAAGGCCGUAUGUACUAGUGAUGAGUUUUGUUUCUCACCUCAGCUGGAAAUUGUAUCUAAGUUCUUCUAUUUUGACCUAGAUUUUUCAUUACUUGUCGGGAAGUAGGGAUGGGGAUGACAUUUUGACCCUUACCGUAUUUACUUUUUAUUUAAAGGUGCACUCCAGACUCCUAAAAAUUCUUCAACUUGCUGAAUUGCUUUACUUGUAAUGUGUGUACUUUUUAUUUAAAAAAAAAAAAAAAAAAGUCAUGUUACUUCCUGGUUGUUUAGUUUAAUGGAGCUAAACUCUCUCUAAGCGAGGAAUUGCCUUCUAUAGACUUCUCAUUGAGCUGCAUUGGAAAGUCUCUAUGUGCCUGGACUUUUUCUACCAAUAACUUGUGAUAGGAGAAAACACCACUACGGUCUGUGUAAGGCACCUCUGGUGUCGUCCAUUAUUACAACUUCUUUAACAAUCUAGAGCUUCUUGCAGCAGAGAAGGCAGCAACAGGCACCCGUUGGGAGACAGGUAAGUUGUAAAAUAGUUUGACUUGCAGUGGUGCCAGGACAUGACAUUAUUUUUUUUUUAUUUUUUUUACUGACUGAAUUUCCUUCAAGUUUUCUGGUGGAUACAAAAAAAGUCUGUUUUUAUACAUUCAGGAAUUCCCAGGGGACUAAAUGGGAGUUUUAGGCUGUUUGUUACUCGGAUGGCAGGAUUGGUCUGUGUGUCUUUAUUUUGCAUCAUUUUAUAUUAAGAGGGAAAUUCUACAUCUCCCACAACCCUCCCUUUAGGUGGAGUCAUUAUUUAAGGAGGAAAUGCUCCUGCUUUCUCUGUGUCACCCAAAGUGGAAGAGGUAACCUUGGUCCUCAUAAUUUUCUUUGGUAGCCCAGACACCCUGUCAAUGCUGUCCUAUGUCCUGGUCAAACAGAAAGUAUCAGUCACCUACCAAAGUGCCUUGUCUUUCUGUCCUUACUGGGCUUAAAGUUUUCUAAAUGUGUUUUUGGUGACAGGAAAUCACACCGACGUACAGUGAAGUAAACUCAUCCUGUCUACAGUAGUAUGCUGUUAGUCCAUAUGGUUUAUUCCUCUUGCACAUUACUAUAGUGGAAAUAGGUUGUGCUCUAUCAUGCCAAUCACAUUAUUGGUUUUCUUCCAGGUAAACCUGAAUACCAUUCGGAGAUGUAUCCUUAUUAACUAUAAUGACGAAACGGAGACACUUGAUUUCAGACAUUUGUAAGUGUUGCCUUUCUGCUUUGUAUGUCACUGGUGAUGUUUUGAGUGUGGUCCGACUAUAUAUCGAAAACACUUCAUUUAUAUGGAAAGAGUACUGGAUACAUGUUUAUAAAAGAGUCGACUGAUUUUACAUGAUCUCGGCAUAUCUAUAAAUAUGUACAGGUAAUUUUUUUUUAAAUUUUUUUUCAUAACAUUUAUGCAGUACCGUUUGCACAUUUUUACAUAGCUAACAAAGUCGUAGUCAACCCAUUCUAUAUGGAUGUCUGGUUAGUUGAAAUAAUUGACCUUACUGAGUGGGUCAGUCCUUUUCUUAAAUGGUUGUUUUGAGCAGGGUCCCCAUCUAAUUUUGUUCCUUUAUGACUAUGCCGAUGUGCUAUCAAAUAACUGUUUGAUUACCCAUUGUACAGAACUGUGCGAAAUGUUCUUUAUAAAUAAAAAAUAAUUUUCACAUAUUUCUUCAAUUGGUUUUGCAGCAGUGUGAAAGUGGUCCCAGUUGGAAUGAGUAAGGGUAUGAAAAAGCUUCUCCAGGAGAGAUUUCCAAACAUGAGUCGUUGGGAGGACAUCAGUGAGCUGUUGGUCAAGUGAGUUUGCAAUAAGGAUAGUGGAAUGGUUCUCUCAAUAAAAAAGCACUGUGGAUGGAAUUAUAACCACUCUGAUGGAAGCUUGUGAAAAAUAACGUUUAGACUGUGCAAACUUACUCUUAAUCACGGUCUGAAUUAUUUGAAGUGGGGUAUAACAGUACUGCCGCCCUUUUAUCUUCCAAUAUCUCACCUUUCAUAACUGGGCAUUUAUCUUGACCAGAUAUGCUUGAUUUAUUAUCAAUAUUAUUUGUUAUUGGUAUUUGUAUAGCGCCAGCUUAAUCUGCAGAGCUUUACAAUAAAAGAAGAAUUUACCAAUAGUGUUGUUGCGAACGGCUUUAACAUGGAUGCUGUCCAGGAGGUGGGAGGGUCUGCCUGAGAUUGGCAGGGAUGGGUCAGCUGACCGGAGUUCGCCGCGAACGGUUUGUGGUGAACCGUUCGCAACAACACUAUUUACCAAUGAGAAAAUAACAAAAUGUAACAGGAACAAUGACAGGUAGUUGAGGACCCUGCUCAAACGAACUUACUGUCUUGAGGAGGUGGGGUAUAAAAACACAAUAGGAAGGGUAUUGAGGGAGACAGCAAAUAGACAUGGUGGGAAAGUAGCAGAGCUGGAGAUAAGAGUGGAGAGUUGCCCUUUAGGAGAGAGCAAGAGGAAGGUUUGAGAGAUCAAAGUUACUCUUGGAGGCCAUAAGCAUUCCUGAAAAGAUGGGUUUUGAAGGACUUAUUAAAGGAUUGAAGACUAGGGGAGAGUCUGACAGGGGUAGGCAGGCUGUUCCAAAGGAAAGGAGCUGCCCAUGAGAAGUCUUGUAGGCGUGAAUUUGCAGUAAGGGUGCGAGCAGCAGACAGGAGAAGGUCGCCAGUAGAGAGGAGAGCCUGAGAGGGGGCAUAACUAUGAAUCAGUGAAGAAAUGUAAGAGGGCGUAGAGUUGGUUAGAGCUUUAUGGGUAAGGGUUAGUAUUUUAAAUUGACACCUGUUGGGUACAGGAAGCUAGUGUAAGGAUUGACAGAGGGGUGAGUGUAAGAGGAGCGACAGGAGAGAAAGAUCAGCCUGACAGCAGCAUUCACCACUGAUUGUAGGAGGCAGCAUGGCUUCUGGGGAGACCAAUUAGGAGAGAAUUACAGUAAUCGAUGCAAGAGAUUACUAGAGUGUGAACAAGCUCCUCGGCAGCAUCUUGUUUAAGAAAGGGGUGUAUGCGGGCAAUGUUUUUAAGUUGGAAUCAACAGACUGGACAUGAGGUGCAAAGGUGAGGCCAUGAUCAAAAGUGACAGCAAACUUGCAAGGAUGGGUAAGGCAGGUACCGUCAACCUGCAGGGAGAGUGAAGGAGGAGGAUCAGUGUUAUGAGGAGGGAAAAAUCUGAAACUCAGUUUCAUAGAGAUUGAGUUUCAGAAAGCAGAAGGACAUUCAAUCAGAGAGAGAGGCAAUUGAUGACACGUUGUAGGACAGCAGGGGAGAGGUCAGAUGAGGAGAGAUUUGAGUCCAAUUUGAUCACACUACAUUGUGUGGUAUGUGUAUAUAUGAAAUCAAUGCUGAUGCUGUUAUCACUGCUGUCCAAAUAUGCACGAUACUGCUAAUGUGGAAGUUACUUUUCAACUAUCGUGACUGAGGGGCUUUGUCACAGGUUCAUGGGGACCCUUGGUUUAUGUCAAACUGUUUUUAAAAAAAGGUUUGAUGCAGAACUGGGGGACAAUGACAGUAGCUUGCUAGCACUACAAUAGAUUACAGUAGUUGUGGUGCUUUAUGAUCCUUUUAGUAUGAAUUAUUUGAAGAUUGUUACUCCCAAGGCAGUAAAUCCCUUAAGUUGCUUUAUGUAGGAAACAUUUAAAUUUGUUGUUUACCAACUUUCCUUCAGCCUCAUGUGAAUCAUCCCUCUCUUUACCUCCAUGUUGGCUCCUCUGCUAUGACCAUUCCCUGACAAAAGCAUAGGCUGUAAUUUUGUCUCCUGCUCAGGACAGCAGUGGCUACUGUACAAAGCACCAACUACUCUGCCGGGUGGCUGUCCCAUGCAUCUACUAUUCUGUAAAUGUAUUUUGCCUCUAGAUUUUACUCCCUCCAAAUUUAGGUUGUAAAAAAUAAAUAGUACACCUUCACCGCUUCAAUACUUUAUUCAUGUUCCAUAGAGGAGCCAAUCUAUCAGAAAGUGAGGCUGAGCAAGAUGGAGAUCACAAUAUCACAGAACUGCCCCAGGCCUACGCUGGACGAGGAAACAUGAAGUCCCAGCAAAGUGCUGUCCGUCUGACAGAGGUUAGUCCGUUAAUGAUGAUUUAUCUCAGAAUUGCAAACUUAAGGUCAAACUGCCUUUGAAUUUAACGCCAAAAUUGAAACAUUUGGCUCACGUAGCCAAGAUGGGUGAAAAAUAUAAUAUGGCAAAUCCAUGAAGGCUAUCUCCGUUCUUUCUGCUGAAUAUAGAAAUGCUCUUUAGUUUUGUUGUACAGUAAGCCACAUUCCAUUACAAAAUGAUCUGUGCCAAUCCAGUGUAUCCUUAUAGGGAAACACUGGGAGACUAGUGCGCAUGUGCAGCAAAAAGCUGCACCUGUCAAAUGGUCUCUGAGAUUGAAUAUCUCAGUUUAACUCGCCUCUAGUGGCUGUCAAUCGCUUUUGCCUCAAUAACAAACCGUUUUUCUGCAGGUACCCUCUCCCUCCCACCAGUGACUUAGCUGAGACCCCCGUCGAUAUCCCUCGGCGGUGGUUUCGGGUCUGCCCACGCUCCUUCCCCGCCGUUAUCCGGCGAGGGAGACCAAUCACACGGGGGAGACCUAUUGCGCAUGCGUGGCAAUGCUGCGCCCGUGCGCGCAUUUAGACCUCUCCUAUAGGGAACUGAGCGACGCUGGAGGUCCUCACACAGUGUGAGGACGUCCAGCGACGCUCUAGCACAGAAAUCCUGUGCUAGAAACUAGGAAGUGCCCUCUAGUGGCUGUCUAGUAGAGAGCCACUAGAGGAGGAGUUAACCCUGCAAUGUAAUUCUUGCAGUUUAUGAAAACUUCACUAUUUACAGCUGCAGGGUUAAGGGUAGUGGGUGUUGGCACCCAGACUACUCCAGUGGGCAUAAGUGGUCUGGGUGCCUGGAGUGUCCCUUUCACCUUGCAAGGUGAACAUUUUCAGUUGCAGGGUUAAAAUGACAGGGACAUGACACCCAGACCACUUCAUUGAGUUGAAGUGGUCUGGGUGCCUAUAGAAUCCCUUUUAAUAACACUGAAACUUAAUCAAUGCAGGCCUAUUUACAUAUUGUAAUAAAAAACACAUUUUCAGCAAGUGAUUUUCAAACACACAAAAAACAUAUUACCAUGGGGUGCUUUUUACUCAUAUAUAAUUUUAUCAUGGUUUCUUGCUCAAAUUUGCAGAGUAUGUAAUGAGCAAAAGUUGUUUCAUUUCCAAAAAUCUAAAUUGUGGCCAUCUCCAGCUCAGCUUCAUUUACUUGUUUUUUUGUUUUUUUUUUUCUUUCUUUCUAUGACUGCUGCUCUUAUUAUUCUGAUCGAUCUCUCCUGGUUUUCCACAGAUUGGACCAAGAAUAAAAUUACAGCUGGUGAAGAUUGAAGAGGGUUUAAGUGAUGGCAAAGUUUUAUACCACAACUUUAGUAAGUGAAGUUACCAUAUAUUUCUUGUUAAUUCUUGUGUUUUGCAAUCGUAAGUCCAUCCAUCCCCACAUGCAGUCUACCUCUAAUAUGUUGGUUAAUGGGAUAUGUAGCCUGUCCCUCCCACCACAGGACGACACAGACAAGGAACAUGAGAUUUGUCCUUCCCAGCACAUGACACAAGAGGGUGUAGACUAAGCCGAACAUGUUAGCACCGUCACUGCUAUUUUCCUAAAUAUAUUUAAUAUAACUUCCUAUUUCUUUCCAUCGCUUAGUCAAAAAGACGGAAGAAGAGAUUAAGGCCAUGUUGGAACGAAAAGAGAACAAACUGCGAGAGAAGCACGAGAGAAAGAAGAAGCAGGAGGCCGAUGUAGAGCGUAAAAACCAGCAAAAGGAACAGCAUAAGUAAGUCAGAAAUUGGGUCAGCAUGCGAGCAAACAAGUUAACCUGUAGGACCGGGAGUGAAAGUGAGUAGCCCAUUAAAUGCUUAGUUGUUCAUCCACUUGAUAUUUUGAAGGUUAUCGCCUUGCUAGGUGGUGACUCUUCAAAUGUGGGUGGAAAGAGCUCAAUGCUUUUAGUUUAAAAAAAAAAAAUUUAAUUUUUGGGCUGUGAAGAAGGCAGGGGAAUAUCUGAAACUGACGCUGUCAAACAAUUCUCCUACCUCUCCUGAUCUAGUUAAAAAGCACUUUGUUGGUAUUUAAUGUACAGAGUCGUAAUCUAGUGCAAAAUUACAUUAGUUGAAAGGGAAUAGGUCUCUGACAUGAUUGUGUUUUGUUUCCUCAAACCGCUAAAUAAGUAAGGGGAAAAAAUCUUUGGGGGAUCGUGAACACAGCUCACUUUGUUAAUAAUAAGGAGAGCUUGCACUUUAUGAAUUUUUUAGGUGGGGAUCUCCAGACAAAAAUUCUGAACAGAGCCCAUGUUUCAUUUUGCAAAAAGUUGGAAGCACAUGGAGAGUCUCCCGACCCCAAUGUACUAUAAAGUUUGACACCAAAUUGAUUUCUUCUAAUAAAUACCAUGAUUUAUAGAAACAAUCACACAAAAAAAAUAAACACCAGUCUGAAGCCGUUUAGCUUGGGUCAGACUGUUUCAGUUAACUAAACUUGAAAAGUUUUUUUCAUUAUUUGCUUAUAAAGUGAAUUUUUGUGUCUUAAGGACAAGUGCCUCAAUCUGCUCUCUAAAAAUGUAAGCCCACAUGAAGUGUCCUGUUUUAUUUAGAAUUGGCAGUUUUCUUCUAAGUAUUCAUUAGAGCAAAGCUAUCUAGCUAGAGACUUAUGAACUGUUGGUGUCGCUCUUGAGAUUUUCUUUGGCUCCCAUCUCCACAGUGGGAACUCUUCCUUUUUUAUUUAGUCUCCUGUGAUGGAUAAAAAGGACAAAAUAGUGGUUAGAAUUUUUAUUUAUUUGUUUCAAGCUUCCAAACAUGAGCAAUUUAUUUUUCAAUUGUACACAAUUCCCUGUUUUGUAUAUUUCUGACAAGCUAUUCUGCACCAUUAAUUCACUAAAGUGUGAUGCUACCAGUUCUUACAAUCAUUUUAUCUUUGUUACUUCCAGGUCUAUCAAAGUCUCUAAGGAUCUAUAGAAUAUUGUGAAAGAAAAAUAAAUAUUCUUUAUUUAUUGUGGGCGGGAGGGGAUAUUGUUUAGUAGCCUCUUCAAUUAUAUUAUUUACAUAUUCUCCAAACUCCCACAUUUUGAAUCAAGAAAUGGCAAAAUUGAACCACCAAUAUCUAAAACCAUUUGUGAUAACUGCAUUGUAUCUUGUACUUGCUUUAUAUCACGUUUUUGUCCUACUUGUGUGCAGUGUGCAAGGUCUGAAAUGUUUAAUUUAUUGAAAACUAUUGACCAUUCGAGAUUUGAUUUAAUGUAUGUCCCUUAAUGCUGAUAAAUAGAGAAUAUUUAGUUGCGGAAUUAAACCUCUCUCUUGCGUAUAUACCCUUGCAUGGAAUGUAAAACCUAUUUUGUUUCUGUUGCAGAAAACGCAGCUUAGCUGGAAUAAAGAGGAAACAAGGAGAAGAUGGAGACAGUGAUGCGGAGGACCCUGGUCUUUCUGGUGAGAAUGAUCCGUCCAACAUACCAGAGGACGAUGAUGCAGAGUAUUACCGUCAGGAAGUUGGAGAAGAGCCUGAUAAAGGUUAUUACAUAUCAAUCAUAAGUUAAACCUCCGUUGUAUCUUUUUGUAAGCUGUCUCAUUGAUUAUUUUGUUUAGUUAAGUCGCUUGCUUCCUCACUCUUGGUUUCAUUUUCUUCAUCUCUAGAGCUCUUCCUCCAUGGCAGUAAAAGAAGGCCUUCGUACACCCAAAAGUCAGGUCCUCCAAAUAAGAAAUUUAAAGGGUCCAGAGGAUUCAGGGAAGAGAAUCGGGAUGCUCGCUCUCCUGGGGGUCAGACAAAACAUCCAAAGUUCAAGCCUCCCUUCCGCAAAGACAAAACAAGCCCCAAGCCCGGAAAAAAUAUGAAGGGGAUGAAACACUUCAAAAACCCAGAGUGGAAAAAAGGGCAGAGAAGCCCAAGGCCAUCUGGCAAUAAAAACAGCAAGGGAUUCAAAAAAACUGGGUCAUUUGGUUCCAAGAUUCCCAGACCUGGGCAAAAGCCACAGAUGGGUUCACGGCACAAAAUGGCAGGCCGAAUGGGUAAACCUAACACACAUAAGAAAAAGAGGCAAUAAAGGGACGGCAAACUAUUUCUGUAAAUAUUAGUCUUGGAAAUGCUCUGGGCAACAAAAACAUUAAAAUGUUUUCACUGUCAUGACAUUAUUUGACUCAAAAUGUAUUAUUUUAAAUAAUUGGUUCCUUUUCUGGCCUUUUCUGAUAAAUAGUUAAAAAUAAGAUACCUAACCUUCAAAUGAAUGACUGCCCUUUUAAGUAUAUUUUUUUGUAAGAGUAACUUUUUUUUUUUUUUUUUUUUUUUUUUUAUGUAUGUCCUCUAAUAACACACACAAUUUAAAAUAACACUCUAAACCCCAUAACCACUACUUCAUAUAGUAGUGAAGACAGGAUUGGGGUAGUAUACAGUUAAAUAAUAAAGUAAUAUAAUCAAUAAAUAGUUAUUAUAUACUACCACAUGGGAUGUGCACACAAGGGUUGCCACUAAAACUAAAAUAAUGCCUGAUGCUAGUAGCCAGGAAAAGUCAUUGGUUUGUAUAUUUAACCCUUUAAAGACAGAAGCCAUUGUUCUAACCAAAACAAAACCUGUAAUUGAGCUAUAUGUCUGUUCAACCAUAGUUUAGCUAUUUCAUAUUAAGUGCACCCACACUCUAUCGUUUUGUUCAGGAGAAAAAUAUAAUAUGGCAAAUCCAUGAAGGCUAUCUCCGUUCUUUCUGCUGAAUAUAGAAAUGCUCUUUAGUUUUGUUGUACAGUAAGCCACAUUCCAUUACAAAAUGAUCUGUGCCAAUCCAGUGUAUCCUUAUAGGGAAACACUGGGAGACUAGUGCGCAUGUGCAGCAAAAAGCUGCACCUGUCAAAUGGUCUCUGAGAUUGAAUAUCUCAGUUUAACUCGCCUCUAGUGGCUGUCAAUCGCUUUUGCCUCAAUAACAAACCGUUUUUCUGGCACUGCAGGUACCCUCUCCCUCCCACCAGUGACUUAGCUGAGACCCCCGUCGAUAUCCCUCGGCGGUGGUUUCGGGUCUGCCCACGCUCCUUCCCCGCCGUUAUCCGGCGAGGGAGACCAAUCACACGGGGGAGACCUAUUGCGCAUGCGUGGCAAUGCUGCGCCCGUGCGCGCAUUUAGACCUCUCCUAUAGGGAACUGAGCGACGCUGGAGGUCCUCACACAGUGUGAGGACGUCCAGCGACGCUCUAGCAGAGAAAUCCUGUGCUAGAAACUAGGAAGUGCCCCUCUAGUGGCUGUCUAGUAGAGAGCCACUAGAGGAGGAGUUAACCCUGCAAUGUAAUUCUUGCAGUUUAUGAAAACUUCACUAUUUACAGCUGCAGGGUUAAGGGUAGCCAUUGUUCUAACCAAAACAAAACCUGUAAUUGAGCUAUAUGUCUGUUCAACCAUAGUUUAGCUAUUUCAUAUUAAGUGCACCCACACUCUAUCGUUUUGUUCAGGAGAAAAAUAGUCCUUCAUUUCACAUCAAAUAUAAAUAGAAUGCAUAUAAAGUGUGAGAAAUGUAGAAACUUUAUUUUCCAAGGUUUGCAUGGCAUUUUAACUGUGAAUGUCAUAAUACUGUUGGCUUUUACUGCAAUAAAAUGCACAUAUUUGUAUGCUGUA
Pelobates cultripes (western spadefoot toad) is the source of this 14560-nucleotide messenger RNA. The record is from the annotation of a GenBank genome assembly. NCBI's taxonomy places the organism in Eukaryota, Metazoa, Chordata, Amphibia, Anura, Pelobatidae.